UAACAACUGGGGGGCGCGUCUGUUUCAGGGAAGCGGGUUUUAAUUUCAAACCCAAAUAGUCCGACACGAGCUUGGAGUUAAUCCACCGCGCUUGGUCCUGGAAAUUAAAUUUAUACGAAAGCUUUUAUUUAUUUCGCGUUAGAGGGAAAUUGUUUUGAUUUUUUUUCUUUAUUAAAAUCAACGGAAGGGAAACAAAUACCGUCACCUGCGUUUUCGCUCCAAUUUUUCGCGCCAGCUUCAUUAUCAUCAUUGUUGUUGGUAAUUAUUAGUAUUAUUGGACACCUCGACGCUUGUUCUUUUGCAGGAGGUGACCACAAGGAAUUAGGCAACACUUAAAAAACCUAUCACCGUAUUUUAAUUACAUAUAUUUGACAUAAAAACCAGCUUGAGUCAGAAUCAUGCCGAGGUCUAACAGGCAAAAGGAAUACAAACCUGGAGAUCUGGUGUUUGCUAAAAUGAAGGGGUAUCCACACUGGCCUGCAAGGAUUGAUGAGCUACCCGAAGGAGCUGUGAAGUCUCCCUCAAACAAAUACCAAGUCUUCUUUUUUGGGACGCAUGAGACGGCAUUUCUUGGGGCCAAGGAUUUGUUCCCGUACGAUGAAAGCAAGGAGAAGUUCGGAAAGGCGAACAAGAGGAAAGGCUUUACUGAGGGACUCUGGGAGAUUGAGAACAAUCCCACCGUCACUCAUGAAGGCUACGAGUCGUCACAGAAGGACAACUCUUCGGAAGGCGCCGCAGACACGGCCAGCUCGGAGAAGGCAAACGCCGAGGGCAGCAGCGACGAGGACGAGGGCACCCUGGUGAUCGACGAGAAGAACGAGAGGGGCGGGGCUAAACGAAAAGCAGAGGAGUCCGCAGGGGCGUCCCCCAAGCGGCCAAAGGAUUCGGAGGCGGAAGGUGACGGCAACAACGCGGACGCCAAGCUGAACGAUGUGGCCGGGAGCAAGGAAACAACGCCUUCCUCACAGAGCGAGUCCAAACCAGAGGCCCAGGAAAARGCUCCCGAAGGAGCCCAGCUAACAGCAGAGAAGUCUGCGACAGACAGCGCCUAACGUCAGCUCAGAAGAAAACCAAGAACCCUCAAUGUAUGCUUUUCUCUGGAAAUCGAGCAUCGACAUGAUUACCCACAGGACGCCAGGUUUCAGCUGUUUAACAAAUUCAAGAAUUUAAGACUAAACGUGUUUAAGAUGAAAGACAAAUUUCCAAUUGCCGUUUUUUUUCUGGGAUAUCAUAUAUCCCAGAAACCAAACAAAAACCAACAUUUACUUCAAUUAAACUGAGCGCUUUCAGGCUCAUGUAUAAACGGGAUUUGGGUGUUUAUAUAUUUUUUAUUUCUAAGUGCAAUUACAUGAUUACAAAGACUGAAUGAUAGGUGUCGAGACAUUUUUUUUUCCCAGUUGGAGCGAAUAAAUAAUAUAUACUGCAUUUAAAAUAAAAGAACAUAACAUUUAAAACACGACUAAAAAAUUGUCAUUUGAAGGUCUUAAAUCGUAGAAAUUGUACAAGAAAUAAAACAAAUUUUCACCAACACGCUUCAUCUUUAGUUCAUAGUGUUCUUAGCUUCAUUCAGUCCUUUAUUCAGUCAUUGGAUGUAUGAUGAGUUGCACGUUCAGCCCUCUUUCCUCAUUCAUUGUUACUCGUUAAUUUGCUUUUUAUGCAACACAGGUUUUUGUUGUUUUGGUGCGUUUUGAUGCUUUACUGGAGGUGACCAAAUUCUGCAGGAUCUCAAAUGUGGUCGAAUCUCAUAUCCAGCCUAAAAUAAAAGCUCUGCGACGCUCUUUUUAGUGGACGAGGUUGGAACAUUCCUGAAUAUUGUGUUGAGGCGGAGCAGUGGUGACGCUGCGAGGGGAAAAGGUCUUCACCUGUUUUUUUUUUUGUUUGUUUGUUUUUUUUUGUCGGAAUUUUAAAAUUAUAUCUCAAGACUAUUAAGUCCAUCUACAACUUCUUGACAUAAUUUCACAUUAAGGUCACAUUAAUUAACAUUAAUUCAAGGUUUCAUCUUUACUUAAAUAUCCCCCCUUUUAACUGGACUAUGAGUGGUUUUACUUUAAGAUGAUUUUUUUUUUUUACUUUAAACGUUGUGAAAGUUGUCCUUUCAUUGCUUCAGUGUUUUUUCACGUUUGGUGAUGUUUAUCAAGUCAUGAAACAUAAGGGAAGAAUCUGCAUUACAAAAAGUAAAAAAAUAAAAUAAAAAGUAACUGUUAAGUGUUGUUAGGAUGGCCACCUUUCUUUCAGCACCAAUCGACAAAAAUGUUCAAGGCACCACUUGAGGUCUGGAGUUAUUUUCAAGUGUUCGAUUUGGUUUGCAAGUGUUUUUAUUUUAUUUUUAUUUUUUUGCUUUCUCUGUUCCUUUCAGAAGUAUGACAUUCAUCUUAAUCUGCUGUUUAGUUUACCAUUGUAGUUGCCAGUUGAUUCAAUAAACAUGUUGAUUACCAAAAAGA
Messenger RNA from Austrofundulus limnaeus, 2441 nucleotides. Its product is annotated as heparin binding growth factor. The record is from RefSeq and is a predicted model, not a curated record. Lineage: Eukaryota; Metazoa; Chordata; Actinopteri; Cyprinodontiformes; Rivulidae.